AGUUAGACGGAGCAUUCCUCCGGUCCCGCAACGGGAAUUAAACACCACAGGCGGAAUAUGCAUGAAUGACUUUACUUUUCGUCUCCGAAGGGGGCUGCUCGCGACAGAGCCUCGUGUGUAAGUGAUGGCGGUGUGGUUGAACGUCUCCGAAGGUCGGCGGACCGAUGCCUGACCCCUUGGAGAUGCAAACAGCUUAUAGACGACUUUGCGGCAUUCAGACUCCAUCGUGCGCCUCGGGAGAUGACAGCUGUCGGCUGCUGCACCUGAUGUCACGUCGCGCGUGUUGAUAUUCCCUUGACAACCGCGGAUCGGACACCUAUAUUCAGGUGAUGUUUGACUGCUGUGUGCGUGCGCGUGCGUGCGUGUAAAGAUACACUGCAGACGCAAAGGUUAAGUUGAUUUUAGGAAAUUGCAUCAAAUAAACGACUGUCUAGUGUGAUGUGCGCUGUUUACUCUUCUUACAGACACAAGUUUCGUCUUUCUGAAUGAGAAUAAAGUGCACGCAGCUGGUUGACAUCAUAAUAAUUAAUAUUGCAUGGUAUGUCAAUACACCGCGCACAGGCCUGUUUGAGUGUAUCGAGGCGUAGUGACUGUCAAUAUUGGAGCGGAUUAGUGUCAGUCCAGUGUCAGGUUAGGCAGUCAGAAUAAACGACAAACUUCCGGUUUGGAAUUUCAAGUUAAAAGCCCGUUGACACGUUUCAGUGGAUAGAACAAGAAAAUUCCCAAAUGAAUCUCACAAUUUUGAGAAAAAGUAAGAAAAAAAAGUAUAAGACCAAAUUCAAGACUGAAGUCCAAACUUUGAGAGUAAAGUUGUAACAUAAUAAUAGAAAAAGUUGUUUCAUGUCUUUAAUCCUUGUUCUUAUUCAUAUUCAAGGGUGAAUGUAAAUGCAGCCUUUACUCCAGGCUGUGGCUCUUCAGGAUAUCAAUAACGCUAAGUGCAUGAAAUACAUAUGGAAAGAUUAGUGCUGUCUUGCUGUCUCCAUUCAGGGGCGACCAUGCCCAUCACGCUGCUGUGGGCCGUGGAUGUGUACGGCAGGGUGUACAGCCUUUCCACGGCUGGCCAGCGCUGGGAGCGUGCAGAUGACCUGCUGCUGGAGCUGAAGCGGGUCGCAGCGGGGAAGAGUCGCUGCUGGGGCAUCGGCUGCGACCACCGUGUUUACCUCAACGUGGUGCCCAGUGAGACCUCCAUCCGCUACCGGGAGGAGACUUAUGAAAACCAGAGGUGGAACCCGGUGGACAGCUUCACGGACACACUGCUGCCCACCGACCGCUGGCCGUGGAGCGACGUGACCGGCAUGACUCCUCAACCACUCCACAGCUUUGAACUGCCCUCCCGCAGCUGGGAGUGGGAGGGAGACUGGUAUGUGGACCAGAGCUGUGGAGAACCCAACCAGACCGGGGGAUGGGAGUAUGCAGUCGACUUCCCCGCCAACUUCUCCCCGGACAAGAAGUGGAACUCUUGUGUUCGUCGCAGGCGGUGGAUCCGCUACAGGAGAUACACAGCACAAGGCACCUGGGCAAAGAUUCCCCUGGACUAUCCCAGGAAGCCCCCGCUGCCCCUCUGUGACAUAAGCUGUGGUGGUUGGGAGAUGAGCGACCAGUCUGGAAGGUAUCCCUACCUCUGGGCCGUGUCCCAACAAGGAGAGGUGUGGUUCAGGGAGGGCAUCCACCCUCGGGUCCCAGAGGGCUCCGGAUGGGAGGAGGUAGAAGUGCCCAAGGAGGUGGCUCAGUUGUCGGCCGGCCCCGGAGACCUCCUGUGGGCAUUACUGUGGGAUGGGAACCUGCUGGUCCGUACUGGCCUCAGCCUGGACAGCCCGACUGGCAUAUCGUGGGUGGAGGUGGAAUCACCAGGAAAGGAGGUUGAAGCGCUUCAUGUGGCUGUUGGAGUUAGCGUGGUCUGGGUGGUCACUAAAGACUACAAGGUGUGGUUCAGGCGUGGCGUGAACUCCCACAACCCCUGUGGCUCCGGCUGGAUCAGCAUCGGAGGGGAGAUGAUGGUGGUGGAUGUCGGACUCAACGAGCAGGUGUGGGGGGUCGGUGAGGACCGAGGCCUGUAUUCCAGGAUGGGCGUGACGCUGUCUGAACCCAGUGGGAGCGGCUGGAUUCCUGUUUCUGCCCAAUGGGGGAAUAGUAAAGGGGUCAUCCCACCCAGGAAGAGGAGUGAGUUCGAUGACCAGCUGGCUCAGGCCUCAAAAGGCUCCCUUUUGAGCUGCACUGACUCCGACUCAGAGUUGGGUCCUCCUGAUCCACAAAACACCACUGAAGACGUCCCGGUCCUGGAGGCAGCAGCCUCCUCGGUUGUCCUUUUAGGGGGAAAUGAAACACCUCCACCUCCCCUGAAAACAGAGGACCCUCCCUCGGCCUUACAACAGGAUGCCCCCAAACCGUUUAUCCCGGCAAGCGACAGCUUCAUCAACAGCCUGGUGUCCGACCGGGACAAAACCUCCACUCCCCAACUCCCCGUCACAAAGCAAGAAGUCAAGGAGCCGUCCCCAGCUCCGAUACUCCCGACCCCCGAGACUGCAGGACACGACGUCCCCUGGAUGAAUGUGGAUUUGGAGGGAGCCGAGGCGGCUCGAUGUGCACAGGCGGCGGGGCCUUCGUCGGGCGCCCAUGGGACUCUGGGGACCGCUCAGGGUGUUGGAGAAGAGGACGCCCCGGUGUGGACCUGGAUCUCUGGUGGAGGCUGCGAUGUGGACGCAAGUUCUCAGAUCAGCUGGCUUAGUCCCACAGGUCCUCUCACCAGCUCCCUGUCUCUGACUCCAGUGCAGUCGGCAGCGUGGAGCGAGCAGCAGCAUCACAGAGAGGAGAUCAGCAAGAAACCGCUGGAGAAAAGCCACUCGGUGUGGGUGCGUAAAGGUGCGUUGCGCUGGUGGAGAGACUUGAAGCCUCAGCGCUGGGUGGAUGUGGGCGUUGCCCUUGAGCAGUCCAGCGUGUCUGAUGGCAGGAAGGACAGCAUUUUCUUUGUCUACUACACACAGUAUGAUGAGAAAAAGUACCUUAAUGUGUUGAUACAUGAAGUGACAGCGCUGGUUCCAGUGGUCAUGGACUGCCACUAUGCCUUUGCUGUGUACACCACCCAAAGGACCAAACAGAGGUGGCCUCUGAUUCUGGCAGCACAAACUGAAAAGGACAUGAAUGACUGGUUGUGCCUGUUGUCUGACUGUUGCUGUGAGUGUCGAGGGAUCACAGGACCCUCAUCCAGACAGGCCCUGUGGUCCACGACCUCAAAGGGAGACAUCAUGGUCCACGAGCCGUCCUUCUCUCUGGAAGCAUCUGCACACACACUGGCCUGUGACCUCAUGUUCUGGCGGCAGGUCCCGGGUCACCUGCGCUGUGUAGAGUCUAACAGUCUGGGGCUGGUGUGGGGCAUCGGGUGGGACGGCGCCGCCUGGGUCUACAGUGGGCGCUAUGAGCAACAGCCCAGCCCGGGAUCUGCAGUUCAGCUGCACCAGCAGACGGAUGUGAGGAGUGUCCAUGUGUAUGAGAAUCAAAGGUGGAACCCUAUGACAGGAUAUGCAGACAAAGGACUUCCUACUGACCGGCCUAUGUGGAGUGAUGAGAGCGGACUGAAGGAGUGCAGCAAAGGAAAGACACACCCGCCCUCCCCUCAGUGGUCCUGGGUGUCGGAGUGGGCUGUGGACGACAACGUCCCUGGAGGAACGGACAAAGAAGGCUGGCAGUACGCGGCAGACUUCCCCACGACGUUUCAUGGCCACAAAACCAUGAAAGACUUUGUCCGGCGCAGAAGAUGGACGAGGAAGUGUAAGAUCACAUUGAGAGGUCCAUGGCAGCAGGUCCCUCCCAUCCGCCUCAGUGACGUCUCCUUGAUGCCGUGCCUGGCUCAGAGCCGGAUGGAGCAGGUCCCCGUCUGGGCCCUCAGCGACAAGGGAGACGUCCUGUGUCGGCUGGGUGUCAGCCCCCAAAAUCCUGCGGGAAGCUCCUGGCUGCACGUCGGCACCGACCAGCCGUUUAAGUCCAUCUCUAUCGGCGGAGCAAACCAGGUGUGGGCCAUCGCAAAGGACAGAGCUGUGUUCUACCGAGGGUCGGUCUCCCCUCAGAACCCUGCAGGAGAAUGCUGGUACCACAUCCCGUCUCCCCUCAGGCAGACCCUCAGACAGCUGUCUGUUGGGAGGACCUCUGUCUUCGCUGUGGAUGAAAACGGUAACUUGUGGAUCAGACAGGGCCUCACCCCCAGCUACCCUCAGGGCUCAGCCUGGGAGCUCAUCUCGAACAACGUCACCAAGGUCUCUGUGGGACCGCUGGACCAGGUGUGGAUCAUAGCCGAGGGAGUUCCAGGCUUCUCGGCUGAGCGUCCUGGAGCCGUCUGCCACAGGCUGGGGGUGGGCCCCAUGCAGCCCGAGGGCCAGUCCUGGGACUACGGUAUAGGGGGAGGAUGGGAGCACGUCAGUGUGAGGGGGAACUCGGCAGAGGCUCCUCGCUCGCCCCCUCCUCCUCCUGCCGGACCCCCGCGCAGCCCGCUGCCCCCACGGCCUCCAACACAAGAGAACGGGAACGCUGCCGCCGCCCUGUUUGCGCCUGGAUCCACGUCGGCCUCCCCGGACCGUUCCCCCCGGGCCCCGAUCGGCCCUUCAGGUCAAGGGAAUGCACAACCACGCCCCUGACGGAUGAAUGUUACUUCCUGGCUCGUCUCCCAGGCAGAAGCCGUCAUGUCAGGAGCACAAGAGCAUUUCGUGGACCUUGAUGUGUUGUGGGACAAAUGUAGAAGUGAGUGCUAACUAGGCUUUGGGUGUUUUGGGAUCUAGCAAUAUCUUUGAUUUGUCUACAUGAUAUCCUGUGAAAACCUAAGAGGGUGAGACUGAUGAAGGGCUGCAGCGUGGCUACUAAACUAACUCGUCUUCAAACACACAAUCCCACAGUAGCCUGAAUUGUCUGUUACUAGAAUCUUGUUUUGUUUUUGUUUGGGUUGGACUGUUAUACAUGUUUAUGUGCUUUCAAUUAUUUAUUUAUUUAUUACGCAUUUGUUGAAUUUUGUUUCUCCAUGUUUGCAAUGGAGUGUUUUUCACCCAUAUUGGAUAAACCUUCUAAAUAUUGAAGGCUUUAAAAAAAAAUCUUCACACAGUGCGUUCUUAAUUACGAGCAAAUAGAGAGUAACAUGCUGAAUUCAGUCUCCAUUAAAAGUCACCUCUUUAUCCUACGGCAAUAAGUAAAGUUCUUCUCGUCUACAUAGCAGUGUUGUGAUUCCACAGCGGCUCUGAAUGUCAUCUUCUUACCAGGGUAUUGCAAAGUGGAAUAAGUCUAAAAAUAUGGAUUUUAUGUCAAGACAUCAUUUCAUCAUUGUCUGGAAAAUGAGUCGAUUGCAGUUUGUGGACGAAGAGCAGACGGGAGUUCACCUGACUUGGAUGCUUCACGAUGAAAAGUAGUUGUAUUAUGCAACGAAGGCCGCCAGCCAGAACUCAUCCAGGGUGGAGCGGUUCUCUUGUCCAGGUAUUAGUCACCUGGACAAUGACUGACCUCUGGGACACAUCGGAGGAAAACAUGCAACCUUUUGUGACAAGUUCCCCUUUUUCUGAAGAUGGCUGUGGUGGAAAGCUUCGAGUCACUAAGUUAAAUUUGGAGGACGUAACACAAUAUUUACAUUUGCAGACAUGCACAGGAACCUAUUAAACAGAUUGUGAUAAAACUUA
This is a messenger RNA of Pseudoliparis swirei, 5648 nucleotides long. It is a transcript of the gene tecpr1b, whose product is annotated as tectonin beta-propeller repeat containing 1b. The transcript is spliced from 25 exons. The record is from RefSeq and is a predicted model, not a curated record. Gene Ontology annotation, cellular component: membrane. NCBI's taxonomy places the organism in Eukaryota, Metazoa, Chordata, Actinopteri, Perciformes, Liparidae. The coding region runs from base 951 to 4625 and encodes 1224 amino acids.